UGAAAAGAAGUAUUCGUUUUUUAUUUUCAUCCUCCAUUGUUCUCCUUCCUUCUUGUUUCUGGUGACAGACAAGAGUCCAAGAAUGUGGAAUGAACUCUGGGGAACAUCAGCUGAGGAAAGUGAUGCGACUUCAGUUUUCGCGCAUCCAUUUGCUUUCUUUUCUUCAAACUUUUUUCUUGGGAAUUUCAGUGGAUGAAGCUACGGAGAUUCGAAUUUGUGCUUGUGUAAUUUCUUGGCGGUAAUGCCAUUGCAAAACUGCGAAAAUGAGAGGUUCUCUGGUGAUGAAGAUCUUCGUCAUUCACAGCCUCCUGCUCUUGCUGCUGCUCCGCUAUUCCGCUUCAUAUCCAUUGUGCACUGAUUUGAAAGCACCCUUUGAUGCCAAUAAUGCCAGUCUGCCCUUUUGUCGAUACAAUGGCAGUGUUUGCUGCAAUUCCGCUCGCGAUCUACAGCUGCAGAAGCAAUUCAAAGCGAUGAACAUCUCAGACCGUGGUUGUGCUUCUCUUCUAAAGUCAAUUCUUUGUGCGAGAUGUGAUCCAUUUUCAGCUCAACUGUAUCGAGUCGAACAAGCACCUCGUGUGGUUCCUGUUCUCUGCAAUUCUUCAAUUUCCGUGAAUUCAACACGGUCCCAACUCUACACGCUUGAUUUCUGCUCAAAUCUCUGGGACAAGUGCCACAACACAUCCAUAUUAAAUUCUCCUUUUGCUUUUGAAAGUAGAGCCAAAACAACACCCAGUUCUGGAAGCAAGAUAUCCGAUUCAUGGAGUUCAGCAGUAGAGUUUUGCAACGAAUUUGGUGGGGCUUCUGAUGACACGUCAGUAUGCUUCUCUGGUGGGCCAGUUAAGUUAGGUAGUGCAGAGAAUUCAAGCACCCCGACUGGCGUUUGCCUGGAGAAACUCGGGAAUGGUUCCUACCUUAAUAUGGUAGCUCAUCCUGAUGGUUCAAAUCGGGUGUUCUUAUCCAAUCAACCUGGUAAGAUAUGGCUCAACACGAUCCCUGAGCAGGGUUCGGGAGAGAUAAUAGGAAUUGACGAGUCAAGCCCCUUCUUUGAUCUGACCGAUGAAGUGCAUUUUCAGAGCGAGCUUGGGAUGAUGGGACUGGCAUUCCAUCCGAAUUACCAGAAUAACGGCCGGUUCUUUGUUUCCUUCAAUUGUGAUAAGACCAAGUGGCCUUACUGUUCCGGUAGGUGUUCGUGCAACUCGGACGUGGGAUGCGAUCCUUCGAAGAUAGGACCGGAUAAUGGGGCAAACCCUUGCCGAUAUCACAGUGUCAUAUCAGAGUUCACCGCCAAUCAGUCUUCACCGGGAGGCAAAGUCAAUCCAAAUGAAGUGAGGAGAAUAUUCACGAUGGGCCUCCCGUUCACUACUCAUCACGGCGGUCAAAUUCUUUUCGGUCCAAAAGAUGGGUACUUGUACUUCAUGAUGGGCGAUGGAGGGAGUAUCGGCGAUCCCUACAACUUCUCGCAGAACAAAAAAUCCUUGCUCGGAAAGAUUAUGAGGCUCGAUGUCGAUAACUUACCAGAUUCGACGACCAUUAGUGAAUCUGAACUAUGGGGAAAUUAUUCGAUUCCUAAAGACAAUCCAUUUUCCGUAGAUAAGGAAUUAGAACCCGAAAUUUGGGCCCUGGGAUUCAGGAAUCCUUGGCGAUGCAGCUUCGACUUGGAAAGGCCUUCCUACUUUCUUUGCGGAGACGUUGGCCAGGAUGUAUACGAAGAGGUGGACAUAGUCACUAAAGGUGGAAACUAUGGAUGGCGCGUCUACGAGGGCCCGUUCCUGUAUCAUCCCCCACAGAGCCCCGGCGGCAAUACAUCUGCUAGCUCCAUCAAGCCUAUUUUUCCUGUGAUGGGAUAUAAUCACUCCCAGCCCCAGAAUCCGCAAGGUUCUGCAUCGAUCACCGGAGGCUACUUCUAUCGGUCUAUGGCCGAUCCGUGCUUGUAUGGAAGAUACCUGUACGCGGAUCUGUAUGGCAGUGGCGGCAUCUGGGUGGGCACGGAGAAUCCUGAGAACAGCGGCAACUUCACUAGCGCUCAAGUCCCUUACACCUGCGCAAAGGACACUCCUAUACAGUGUGAUGCCGAAAUCGAGUCGUCGCCCGCUCUAGGCGCGGUAUUCUCUUUCGGCCAGGACAAUAGCAAGGACACUUUCACGUUGACAAGCAGUGGAUUGUACAGGAUCGUGAGUCCUAGCCGAUGCAACUACGCUUGCUCUAAAGAAACGGUGACCUCCUCUCAUAGCCCUCCGGCGUCCGCUCCUCCUCCUUCACCGUCUACUUCAGCCGGGAUGCCACGAAGGCACUGGGGGCCGGAGUUCUUACUUCUUAGUCUCAUUCUUUCUUAUAUGCUCUUGUUCGGUUUUUGUUGCGAUUUGUAACCACUUUGCAUUCAUGCUAUAGUCUUCCCUCUUUUGAAGCUCUCUGUUUUUCUUUUUUCUCAUUUGUUCCGGGAGUUUCUAUGUUGAUAGAACUUUUGCAACUAA
Messenger RNA from Eucalyptus grandis, 2471 nucleotides. Its product is annotated as HIPL1 protein. Lineage: Eukaryota; Viridiplantae; Streptophyta; Magnoliopsida; Myrtales; Myrtaceae. The record is from RefSeq and is a predicted model, not a curated record. Bases 264 to 2366 code for a protein of 700 amino acids. The transcript has 7 exons.